Molecule: messenger RNA, 1714 nt
Organism: Pseudocercospora fijiensis CIRAD86
Lineage: Eukaryota; Fungi; Ascomycota; Dothideomycetes; Mycosphaerellales; Mycosphaerellaceae
Exons: 2
Source: RefSeq, a predicted model, not a curated record
AUGGCAGCGACAUCAAAUUGGCCCAAUGGAGCUCGUGCAGCUAUUGCGCUGACGCUGGACAACAUGGGAGAAGCUGCUGAUCUGAACCGAGGUCUUUGGCCAGAAUCGCAGCCGAUCGGAUCGCAUUAUUCUGUAACUGAAGCAUUACCCAAGAUCCUCAAUCUACUCAAGAAAUACGACAUCCAAGUCACCUAUUUUAUUGAGAGCUGGAACUUGGAAAGAUAUCCUUCUGCUAUUGCCGACGAAGUAGCUGGCGCUGGCCACGAGGUAGGAUGGCACGCAUAUCAGCAUGAAGCUUGGUACCAGUUAGAUGCGGCUGCUGAACGCGAGAAUUUCAAGCGCAGCUUUGAUGCCUUGAACGAGUUCAUUGCCCCUGGAUCUCCUGGCGAAGGUAAGGUCGGUCUGUACAAAGGCUUCCGGCCACCCGGCGGACCCAUUCAUCACCCAAGAACUCUCGAACUUUGCCACCAAUACGGCCUUCAAUACAUCAGCGCCGCUGCUGAGCAUGCAGCAUUACAAAGCAGUCUUGCUGUGCUCCCAUAUAGGUGGCGGAACGUGGAUGCGUACUUCUACAUGGACACCUUUGGAAAAUUGCGAAUUCUGAAAGGAGAAAAUGACAGUAAGCCUAUUGGCGAGCAUGAACUGGUGCGCCGAUGGAAAGCAGACAUUGAUCACGCCAUUGAACGAGGAGAAUUCCUGUCAAUGUUGUUUCAUCCAUUCCUUACGACAAGCGAAGAAAGACUCAGUGCAAUCGAAGACGUUGUCUCUUACUUGGCACAGAAGCGCGACGAGGGUGCUAUAUGGUAGCAAGAUGUUGUGACAUCGCUGACUACGUUUGUCAAAAUCCUCACUCAGUGUCCACGGAUCCUGUAUGGGAUAAUGCAACUUGGCGAUGAGAAAAAAUACCCACCUGCACUUCGCCCUCGAAGCGUGUUCCAGCGGUCAGGCAUUUAGACGAAGGCUUUCUGAUAAGCCAUCGACGUGUAGAGCGAAUGCAUGACUACAUCUUCGCUGGACACACAGCCCCAGCCCUUGGAUUGACCUAGUGCAGCUUUCACAAACGCGUUUGCUGACCUCGCUCGGGAUUGAGCGCAGGAGCCUCAGCUGAGACUUUAGAUCGCGGACUCUGUCGACUUUCAUCUACAAGACGGAUGCGUCCAACAAGUUUGCCCCGGUCCUCGGUGCAAUCACACUAUGCCGCUACGUUUGGCGAGGCUCCAACAGGUAUCAAAUCCCAGACGAAGCUGGUGAACCAGAUGCCGCCAGUCGCGAAGGACAGGAGAACAGAUCCCACUGGUUUCCCGGCAGCUGCUAUACUACCCGGCUUCCAAGCAAUCUCCGACCUCGAAGCAAGUGCGGAAAUCGUAACAACUUCUCCAUUAGGCUGGACACCGAUGUGCCUCUUCUUGGGAAACAACUUUUGAUCCAUAAGCCGCAAGAGCUGCUCGUCCAGCUAAUAGCGCUCUGAUCGAGCCACCUUUACACUAUUUGGAAAGUCGAGACUUUUCAGACUCAUUACGCAAUCACGCUGCAACUCCUCGGCCUUGUAAUAUAUCCACAUGCAUAUAAAGACCUUGCUGUCUUGCUGGCCGACGGCCCACUCAUUCCUGCCUAUCAAGAGUCCGGAGCGGGCCGAUGCAAGAGACCCAAAAGCAUGAUGGAGCCCUACUGAUAAGGCAGUACUUCAGAGCAGUCCGUUGCAGUCAGAGUUUCG